Messenger RNA from Macrosteles quadrilineatus (aster leafhopper), 2104 nucleotides. RefSeq lists its product as uncharacterized. The transcript is spliced from 5 exons. The coding region runs from base 147 to 887 and encodes 246 amino acids. The record is from RefSeq and is a predicted model, not a curated record. Lineage: Eukaryota; Metazoa; Arthropoda; Insecta; Hemiptera; Cicadellidae.
CGCUCCGACUCGUGGAUAACGGUGUUGUGUUUUGUGUGUCCGAAUUCCUCAGCUCCAAUAUCAUUGUUAUCACAUCUCAGCAGGGGUUAGGUGAAGUCUUGACACUAAGUGCUUGCCUGCUGUUCCUAGUCCGGUGGCCCAGUGCUAUGGCAGCACCCACACAACGACGUCGUCCCAUCCCUCCUAGUAAGCCCAAGAUGUGGGUCGACCCUUGCGGCGUCGGACUGUCCCAGCCCCUAGACCACGACGGCACGGACUACCAUCAGCUGGACGAGAUGCUGACUGACCAACAGAUGCUGACCAAUGUACUACAGAUGGCACUCAACGCACUUACCUUCGUCGAUAGCUUUAAACAUGAAUACGUACAGGAUACGUUUCAACAGGAUUUCAUGAAGCACCACCACGAGUGGAAGAGCCACACGUACGAUUGGCUGCCUCCCAGUGAUUUUCCGGUCCCCAAAUCUCUGGGCAUCAAAAUUAACCAUUCCCAUCUUCAGAACAUCCAGAUGGACGUGUUCCUGAGGGACGCCUACCGCUACUUGCAGAUCAUGGCUGUGGCUCUGGAGCAGGUGGAGUGGGACAAAGGCAACAACGGCAACCCGGCCUACCAGGAGAACUUCAGAAAAGUGAUGCAGAGGCUACGCUUAGUACGUAUCUAUCCUGUGCUGUGUGAGGUACGCACCGCCAUGUUGGAACGUAAGGUGGCGUUCCACCCAGACGUAGACAGAGACAUCAUGAGGGACGAGUUUCGUGAUAUCGACAGCGACACCAAGCGUGACCUGCGCGACUGGAUCAUCUUCAGGGACUACAUGAUAGUGCUGGAGUACGUGAUUGAAGUGGCCAAGCAUUUCGUCGACAACCCCAACAGGAUCCCUCCAUCGUCUUGAAGGUCGUCCCUUCUUGGAGGACUGCGGUCGCGGCGUCUCCCUAUGAUCGUCUGAUCCCACUCUCCGUCCCUACACCCCAACGGUCACCCUUGUCCCCCAAGAAGGUACUCUGUACAGUCCCUGCUGAAGUACAACUGUAGUCGAUGUUAUGUUCUAUGUACAUAUUGUUGCUGUUUCAUUGUUAUCGCGCUAGAUUUAGCAUAAACUUCCUCGCUGCUGUAUCGCAAGUUAUUGUUACUGUGUAGACUUAUUUAUUGAUAUUGUUUUCAUUUUACCGCUUUUCUAUGCGAUAUUUAUUUAAGUGCCCCAAAAUGUAUUUAACAUCCGAUUGUAAUUGUUUAAAAAACACCGACCUUGGUAAAAUGUGUUAUUGUGUGACUCCUGCAGUUUAGUGGGUACUGCAGCAAAGGUUUGUAACUACUUAACUUAAGUUGGUUAUUUUGGUUCAAAUGUACUUGACAAAUAACAUGAAAUUUAUUCUAUUGAUGAUUAUAUUUUGAUGAUUGUUUGCUCUUAUUUUAAUUUCUAGAAUUGCUGCAGUAUGUUUGAGUUUUUAUGAAAAAACCAUUAUUUAAAAUGUUUGUUGAGUACUAGUUUGUAAGAUAUUUUGGAGGUAAUAAUAUUGAGAUUCAUAAAAUAAAUAUAUUGGUCCAAUGAGAAGAAUUCAUUGAAUUGACUUCAAUUUAAGAAGUAUGUUACUUAUGUAUGCCUACUAAAAACUAUUUAAACGAAAAGAUUUUGAAACAUAAAAAAAGUUUUUUUUCUCUUUAAAAAGUUGCCAUACAAUUAGAAUAUUUCAAGGUAUACAAUUUUCAUUAUAUUACUUUUUUGCAAGUGUCAAAGACAAAACCCCUUGAAGAUCCUUCCCUCUUGAAAAUGUUGAACAUGAUUUCGGAAUUACUGCUAGAUAGUUGUAUCACUUUAGAAUGUUACGGUGGUUAAAGUUUUAUGAUUGUUAAAAGUCCAUAGUUUGCUAUGGAGAUGUUCAUGUUAGCGUAAGGCUUUAUCUCUGUUAGACUCGCUUUCAACUGUUCAAGACUUAUAGAUAUGUUCCUUAUUGCUUUUGAUGUCUGUUAUUUUCAUAAGGUUUUCUCUAGUAAAGAUUACCAAAGUAUUUUUUGAAAACAACAGCAUAUGUUGUUUCUUAACUUUUAAUUUAUUGACUCUGGUUUAAUUUAGUAAUUUAUUUUUAUAGUUUUUUUAGCUCAGAACUGCAA